Bactrocera latifrons is the source of this 10619-nucleotide messenger RNA. It is a transcript of the gene dom, whose product is annotated as helicase domino. The transcript has 15 exons. Gene Ontology annotation, molecular function: ATP-dependent chromatin remodeler activity; histone binding; ATP hydrolysis activity. The record is from RefSeq and is a predicted model, not a curated record. Gene Ontology annotation, cellular component: Swr1 complex. NCBI's taxonomy places the organism in Eukaryota, Metazoa, Arthropoda, Insecta, Diptera, Tephritidae. Bases 353 to 10468 code for a protein of 3371 amino acids.
CCGUUUCAGUUUCCGUAAUGUUCUCAACGCGUUCAGAGGUGGUACGCACAUUAGUGCGCUUGAUGUUUAUGUGAAAUUCUAAAAAUUGAAUGAGACGGAACAUACGGUGAUCUGUGCGUGUGAAGAGUAUAGCCUAUGCUGAAAUCCGGUGAAGCGCAGAAAAUUUCCAUAGAUUUUUACAUAGAAUUUGAAUUGUGAUUUUUGUGGAUAAUAGUGUAAAAAUAUUAAAAAAUUUUGUGUUCCGAUUGAAAUUGAAGUUUAAAAAUUCGAAUUGUCAUUGAAUUUUGGACAGAUGUCUAUAGGAAAACCAGAAAUUUCGUGAUUGAAAAAAGCUGUCUGAGAUGCAUCAAACAUGAAUGAAGGUGAGUCAGCAGGAGGGGGGCAUCAACGGGCUAGCCCAGCCCCUCCUGCUGUAUCCGACCAUAGAUCAGUUUUAUCGUCUACAAAUACAACAGCAUCGGUGGCUACAACCACCUAUACGGGUAUAAUUACACCAACAACUAUAACCGUUGCCACACCUGAGGCACAUCAAGUAGUGGCCACAACGUUUGUUGAUACAUCCGUUACACCUCGCAGCUUUCAGCAAGCGUUCACACAGCAACAUUUGCCAAAAUUGCAAACACAGCAACAACAAAUUAACACAACAACAACAACAACAAGAAUAACUUCAACAAAUUUACAAAGUUCUCAAAACAAAUCGCUACAACAGAAAUUUCAACAAGUGGCGCAGGCGCAGCAAACGUCUAUGCCGCAAAAAUCACUUAUCGCGGUAACAGAAAAUACAGCGAGUGAUUUUGUUUCGUUAGCACAAAAUCCAAUUGAAAGUAUAACUGGUGCACAGAAUACGCAACGCGUUAUAACGACGGAAACGUCAGGCAGUCUUAUUAAUAGUUUUAUAUCCUCAACGAGUACGUCAAGUGUAAUUGGAGAGGCGGCGCAACAAGAUACGUACAGCGGUUCACCGCUGGCCAAGCGUCCGAAACUAGUGGGGAAUAGUAUCGGCGGUGGUAGCCUGACUGCUUCGUUGUUGCCAGCAAGUGGGAGUACGGCGGAUAACAGCAAUACGGCAGUGUCUGCACCACAGGAUAUAAAUGCGCUCAAGAAGCGCAUUGUGGAGCAAAAAUAUCUCCGUUUGCGUAGUCUUAAAGAAAGACACACAGAAAAUGUCGCCGAAUUAUUCUAUUUACAAAGCGGUGGCAACAUGAUGGACUACCCAACGUGGCGUAAGAAACCACCAACCCCACAAUUCGUCACCUUUAGCAAUGCUUAUCGUCUAGAUCAGUUAGUUAACGAGGACAAAGCUGCUGCAUUAGCACAACAGCAACAGCAACAACAACAAAAAUCAACUGAUAACAUAGCAACUAUAAUUGGUGUUGCCAGCGGCAAUCAGCAGCAGCAGCAGCAGCAACAACAAUUGCAAACACAAAAACAAACACAAGACUAUUUGACCGCAAUAACAAAUAAAACGAGUACGCAAUCUCAAAUAGCUACAGAAAUAAAUAGUAGUAAUAGUAAUAGUAGUGGUGGUAGUAAUAGCAACAGCAGCGGCAGUGGCGUUGCGCCCACAACAGCAGCUGCCACAACGAACGCUAGUAAUUUGCUCAAUGCUACAGUAGUGGCAGCAGCAACAACCACAACAACAGCGACAGCAACAACUUCAACACCUGGUAGCGCGAGUGUCAGUGGUAAUUCAACUACCACCAAUGCAAGUGGCGACGUGCUGCCACAGGGUGCUGAAAUCAAAAUUCCCGCCGUAGGUGCAACGCCUGUGGCAGUCUCCACAAAACUACCAGCAGCUGUUGUACAACUGACCCAACAAGGUGGCACACCGCUCGUACCUGCUAUCGGUAGUAGUGUUGGUGGCGGCUCACCAGCAGUUUUGCGGCGCAAUGGUAAUGGCGCCAACGCAGCUGCCUCACCCGGCGGCACAACCGGAGUUGGAAGCAGCAACUUACAGACCAACACGCCGGCGACGCCCAAUGCCGUGCUGGUGCCGGCGACUGUAAAUGGCGGCGGCGCAGUUGCAGCUGCGGCCAGCGGCAGUAGCAGUAGUGUCGCGCUAAGCGGCACCACCAGCAGCCUGAACACGCCCACUACGUCGAAUAGUGUGCAGGAGUUUUCAUUCAAAGCCAAGCAAGAGGUUUAUGUGCUCCAGCGCGUAUCCGAAUUACAGCGAGAGGGAUUAUGGACUGAGAAACGUUUGCCAAAACUGCAAGAGCCCAGCCGACCGAAGGCGCAUUGGGACUAUUUGCUGGAGGAGAUGGUCUGGUUGGCGGCGGAUUUUGCGCAAGAGCGCAAAUGGAAGAAGAAUGCGGCAAAGAAAUGCGCCAAAAUGGUGCAGAAAUACUUCCAGGACAAGGCGAAUGCAGCGCAGAAAGCGGAGAAGGCGCAAGAGGCGCAUCUGAAGCGCAUAGCCGCAUUCCUGUCGAAGGAGGUGAAAAUGUUUUGGUCCAAUGUGGAGAAAUUGGUGGAGUAUAAACACCAUACCAAGCUGGAGGAGAAGCGCAAGAAGGCGCUGGAUCAGCAUUUGAGUUUCAUUGUCGAUCAGACGGAGAAAUUCUCACAGCAAUUGGCGGAGGGCAUGAAUAAGAGCCUCAUGGAUGCAACGGCCGGUGCCAGUGGUGCGCCUAGCAUGGACUCGAGCAGAAUAUCGUCGCCCAAACGCGAGGCGACGGCGGGCAAUGGCUCCGAUGAUGAUUUCCGUCCAGAAUCCGGUUCCGAGGAUGAUGAGGAAACAAUUGCUAAAGCGGAGGAAGAGGCCGCCGACGUUAAAGAGGAAGUUGCCGCAUUGGAAAAAGAAUCCCAAAUGGAUCUAGAUGAUUUUCUCAAAGAUUUACCAAAAGGCUAUUUGGAAAAUCGUGAGAAAAUCAUGCUGGAAGAGGAAGAAGAAGAUUCCAAAAUGGCCACUAGCAGCCAAGAAGACGAUGCCGAUGAUGCCGAAUUCGAAGCGAAUGAAGAGAGCGAUGACGAUGAAAACACAAUUAGCAAACAAGAAGAAGACGAAAUGGAUAUCGAUCAUCAGAAGGAAAUCGAUGAUUUGGAAGCAGAUAAUGACUUGACGGUCGAACAAUUGCUGGCCAAAUACAAGUCCGGCAAAAUUGAUGAAYCAACAACGGCAAUGACGGCGCGCAACAAGAAGUGUACGCCGCCAGCGAAAAAACGCGCGAAAAUCGAAAUCGAUUCCGACGAUGACGAAGUGGCUGACGAUGCCAGCAGCGAUGGCACGGUCGUUGAAACGGAGAGUGAGUCGGGCGGCGAAGACACCAACGAUGAGGAGGCGCCUACGUCCAACGACGAGAGCGAAGAGAAUGAGCAGGAAGACGGUUUAAAAAGUCUGCUGGAAGAUACUGAGGGCAACAGCAAGGAUGAUAUGAUUAAAGAUGCGGCUGCUUUAGCCGAGAGCAUACAACCCAAAGGUAAUACGCUAUCAUCCACAAAUGUGGUGACGCCGGUACCAUUCCUGCUGAAGCAUUCCCUGCGCGAGUACCAGCACAUCGGYUUGGAUUGGCUGGUCACCAUGAAUGAGCGCAAACUCAACGGCAUACUCGCCGAUGAAAUGGGCUUGGGUAAGACCAUACAAACCAUUGCCUUGYUGGCGCAUUUGGCCUGUGUCAAAGGCAAUUGGGGACCACACUUGAUUGUGGUGCCGUCGUCGGUGAUGCUCAAUUGGGAGAUGGAAUUCAAGAAGUGGUGUCCGGCCUUCAAAAUACUCACCUACUAUGGCACGCAGAAAGAGCGUAAGAUGAAACGCGUCGGCUGGACGAAACCGAAUGCAUUUCAUGUUUGCAUAACGUCCUAUAAAUUGGUCGUGCAGGAUCAGCAGAGUUUUCGGCGAAAAAAAUGGAAAUAUCUGAUACUGGAUGAGGCGCAGAAUAUAAAAAAUUUCAAGUCACAACGCUGGCAACUGCUGCUGAACUUCUCCACAGAAAGACGUUUGCUGCUUACCGGCACUCCCCUACAAAACGAUUUGAUGGAACUGUGGUCGCUUAUGCAUUUCCUCAUGCCCUAUGUGUUUUCAUCGCAUCGCGAAUUCAAAGAAUGGUUCUCAAAUCCCAUGACCGGCAUGAUCGAAGGCAAUAUGGAGUACAAUGAGACACUCAUAAGUCGCCUGCACAAGGUCAUACGCCCCUUCCUGCUGCGUCGCCUCAAAAAGGAAGUCGAGAAACAAAUGCCGAAAAAAUACGAACAUGUUGUAAUGUGUCGUUUGUCCAAUCGUCAGCGCUAUUUGUACGAUGACUUUAUGAGCCGCGCAAAAACCAAGGAAACGCUGCAGACCGGCAGCCUUUUGAGCGUCAUCAAUGUGCUCAUGCAGCUGCGCAAAGUCUGUAAUCAUCCAAAUAUGUUUGAAGUGCGUCCAACAAUAUCGCCAUUUCAAAUGGAUGGCAUAACCUAUGAGGCGCCGAGAAUUGUUUACGAUCUGCUGGAAUACGAUCCAUUUACGCACGUCGAUUUGCAUGCGCUCAAUUUAUUGCUAAUCGAUUUGGAGCUCACAYUCACCGCUUACGUUUCGCACAAGUCACGCGUACUCGAAGCACCUCGUAAGCUGAUUGAGGAAAUCGACAACGCGCCCGCACCGCCGCCCCCCUGCCCGCGUGGCAAAUUCAAAUUCUACAUACGCGUACGCGAUCAACAAGUGCAGCAGAAUUUGAGCCAGCACAGCACAGCGACAGUGCGCGUCGGCGCCAGUCCCGCCAUGCGCACCGAAGGCAAUAAACUGGUGCCGUUGCGUGAGACGAACACCGCGAAUAUACGACUUGUGAAGCGCUUGAACAAUAUAAAUCCGGUGAACAUGUCCAAAAUGCCCGCACUCUCAAUGGCGCCCUCAACUUCGUCGACCACAGCGGCCAUGGCGGUAACCAACAGCACAGCUAGCGGUGGCGGCAGCAGUGGCGUGAGCGGCAUUGGUAAUAUACGCACCGCUACCGGCAUAUCCGUGACGCGUGUGCAAGUUGCACCGCCAGCGAGCGGUAAUCUGGCGCCGCCGGCAGCGAAAAUCGCCAAGCUCGUGCAACAUGGCAGCGGUAAGGAGUAUUUUAUUGUUACUUCCUCCGCUGGUAGCAGCGCUUUGAGCGACACAAUAAGCGGCAGUGGUAAUGCGGCGGGCAAUCGUUUGACGUUGGUGUGUAAGAGUGGCAGCGGACAGACAAACAUACAAGCUGUAAGCACCGCCAGAGCCAAUGUAGGCAUUAAACCGAAAGCGGAGAAAUUGUUAAGCACCAUUGCGCAGCAGGUGAAAAAUGCGACAAAUGAUGCUACAACAAUGGACGUUGACGAGCAAGAGACAACAUCAACGGAAACAUCCGAAGGCGAUCCCAUAUAUAAUAUGCAAGAGAUAUUGGAGAAGCGUAAGGAGCAGCGCAUUGCCCGUCUCAAGUUGCUAUCGACUGUUAAUCGACGACGCAUCGAGGGUGUGCCCAUCUACGGUGAGGAUUGUCGUGAUGCGCUGGUGAAAUGCGUGCAACCCAAUCAAACCUUGGAGUACACCACGUGGCAAACGCGUAGUCAUACAAAUUGUAGUACGGCCAUGGCGCGUCGCGACAGUUGGACACUCAGCAAGAUACUCAAGUCGUAUGAGAAGCGCGUCGAAGAUUUGCGACAAACAUUCGGUAAUUUCGUGAUUUACGUGCCGUCGGCUUGUGCGCCGCGCAUACGUUUCUUCGUGCAGCACCUGACAUCGGGGCGUUUGCAACGCGAGCGCGCCAUCGAACAGCGCGUCACGCAAUAUGUCUCACCGAAACUGUCAUUACUGCAUCCGGUGAUCUCGGCAAUGACCACACAAUUCCCAGAUCCGCGACUCAUACAAUACGAUUGCGGUAAAUUGCAGACACUCGAUCGGCUAUUGCGUCAGCUAAAAUCUGAGCAGCAUCGUGUGCUCAUUUUCACGCAAAUGACGAAAAUGUUGGACGUUUUGGAGGCGUUUCUCAACUACCAUGGUCACAUCUAUUUGCGUUUGGACGGUUCGACACGCGUCGAACAGCGUCAAGUGCUGAUGGAGCGUUUCAAUGGUGACAAGCGCAUAUUCUGCUUCAUCCUGUCGACACGUUCCGGUGGUGUGGGCAUAAAUUUAACCGGCGCGGAUACUGUGAUAUUUUACGAUUCCGAUUGGAAUCCAACAAUGGAUGCGCAAGCGCAAGAUCGCUGUCAUCGWAUCGGGCAAACACGCGAUGUGCACAUCUAUCGCCUGGUAUCGGAGAAAACCAUUGAGGUGAACAUACUGAAGAAGGCCAAUCAAAAGCGUAUGCUCAGCGAUAUGGCUAUCGAGGGCGGUAAUUUUACUACAACCUAUUUCAAGAGUUCCACCAUCAAGGAUCUCUUCAAUUUGGAACAAGCCGACCAAGAUGGCAGCAAUGGUAGUGCUUCUGAUGCUGCAAUUGCGAAUGGCACACGCGCUGACAAACCGUCAAGCUCUACUAGCACUGCCGCGGCGAUCGUUAGUGAACUGGGCAGUGAAAUUGAGACRGAGAAGCAGUCGUUGCGUGCGUUUGAGAGCGCYYUGGCYGCUGCCGAGGAUGAGCAGGAUGUGCAGGCCACCAAGACGGCUAAAGCCGAAGCUGCCGCCGAUUUGGCCGAGUUUGAUGAAACCAUACCCAUCGAUGAGGCGACAAUGGGAGGCGAAGGUGCCGCGACGACGGAGAUGAGUCGAGCCGAUUUGGAAAUGCAAAAUCUAGUGAAGCAGCUCUCGCCGAUCGAACGCUACGCCAUGCGUUUCGUAGAAGAAACCGGCGCCGCCUGGACGGCCGAACAAUUGCGCGCCGCCGAGGAGGAAAUCGAAGCACAAAAGCGCGAAUGGGAAGCCAAUCGUUUGGCGGCACUGCAAAAGGAAGAGGAGAUGCUGAAAAAGGAGGCUGAAGCCGAUGAAAUGCUCACCUACAAUCGCAAGGAUGCAAGCAAUCAGAUUUGGAUUUCGGAUAAUACCAUGGAACAAAUGCCGAUGUGGUGUCCACCCACGCCACCGCAAGACGACAACGACAUCUACAUCGACUACUCGUUGACAUUUAUGUACGAGAUGAAUCCAAUACCGGAGGUCGAAUUACCACCAGUCUACAUUAAGAAGGACUACAAGCGUUCGCGAUGUGAUGCCGGCUUCGCCAUGGAUGGCAGUCGUAGGCCAUUGAAAAUGCGACGUGAAGACAAUUACGUAGCGCCACGUUCACUCUUCGAUCGGCCAUCGGCGGCAAUAGCGCGCAUACGACGCGAUCUGAAGAAUCAACGUUAUCGCGGCGUAUUCAAGCCGAACGUGCAAAUACCCGGACUAAAACCACAAACACCGCAGAAGCAGCUGGUGGAACCCGAAGGCAUGGCCGAGUGGACCAUCUUCGAAGAUAUUGUAAUAUUGCAUGUACUGGUGAAUCUACAAGGGCUACCAUGCAAUUUAAUGGUGCUCUCACCGGGACACACACCAAACUGGGAUCUGGUGUCGGAAAUUGUGAAUUUCCAGGCGAAAACCUUCCGCUCGGCGAAACAAUGCCGCUGGCGCUACGAAAUGGUUAUACAGCCGCGUGAGGAGGGCAAAUUUGUAGAGAGUCCAAAGAAGCAGAAGAAAAUGAAGGCAAUGCUGAAGUCGGAAUAUCUGAAAGGACCACUGCGCUAUCUACGCACCACACAACUCUAUGCGAACGACAACAACACCAGCUUCACGAAGCUGAUGCGUUCACGUUUCGAUUGCAUCAAGGCGGCGUAUCUGAAGAAGGCGCCACCGCCCAAACGCCACUUCAGCACACCGAAUCUCAUGAAUCCCAAGCACAUGGAAGUGCUGCAGGAGUUCGGCAUCGGCAAUUACGAUCAACCGAUUUCGCCGUUGAAUAUCGCUGCCAUGAAAGCGAACAAGAUACGAGAGAAGCAGCGCAGUCAGUGUCCACCGCCGCCGCCACCGGUGCCCACGCAAGCAGUGCCCGUGCAACAACAAACAACUGCCGUGCAAAUACAGGAAAUGGUUGUGCAACAGCAGCAAAAUGUCAGCGCUGGCGGCGCGUCCACAAUGCAACAGCUGCAGAUCCAGCAUAUACCCAGCGGCAAUGUGCAGAGCGUCACCCAGCAAUCUACCGCCACCGCCAUUGUGCUACAACAUGCGGGCGCUUUACCGGUGUCGCAUCAGCAGCAAACCGCCGGCAAUGCAGCGACACAAUCACAGCAGCAGCAGCAACAACAGCAAAUCUUACGCGCCGGCAUGGGUAAUACGCAAAUCGUUAAGGCGAUAGUGGCACCACAAGCGGGUCUCCUAACGGCGGGCCAAAUGCAACAAUUAACGCAACAAGCGGCGGCGGCAGGCGCGCAACACGUACAAUUGCAGCAGCAGGGCGGUAACGUUGGCUCCUCAUCUACCGUGUCGGUCGUGUUGACCACGCCCGUGCAAACGCUAAGUUCCAGCGUACAGUCGGCGCAGCAACAUGUGCAGUCUUCCAACGCGCAAAUCGUCUCGAUUUCACCGCAAACUAUAGUCUCCAGCGGCGCAUCACAGAGCGGCGGCAGUAUCGUGCAGACAAUACCGUCACAAACGCUGCCGCAAGUGGUGUCCGUAUCGCAGCUGGCCACAGUCGGCACCGUGCUCACGACAUCGGCCAACUUACAGCCGAGCGGGACAGUGACCACAUUGAAUACGUCGGCGUUGCGCGCWCAACGCAUUGUUGCCGCCACCACUGGCGCGCUACAGGAUGUCGUGCUGCAACAGCGCAGCGGCAAUCCCAGUCCAACCAUCGUCUCCAUGUCCAAUUUGGGUCCCAGCGUAGCGGCGGCACAAUUCCAAGCUGCACAGUUACGACUCACAUCCAUGCCAGGCACCACGCAGCAGGUGACCAAGGUGCCGGUCAGCACGYUGCAGCAGAGCGCCAAACUUACAGSCAACGUGGGCGGCAAUGCACCGCCGCACAUACAACUCUAUCGCCAGCGCCAACAGCUCAAGGUGUUACAAACCACAACCGGACAAGGCRGCGGUCAAACACUCGUACAAACGGCCAGCGGUCAAACAGCGCUCGUCAAUGCCGCCGGCACCAUUAUACAAGGCAGUCUCGUACAGACCGCCGGUGGCCAGGCCACAAUGCAGGUGCAAGGACAAAAGGUCGCCGUCGCCACGGUCUCCUCAUCAAAUAUGGUGGCCGCGCCGAGUGGCGGUGUUGCUGCCUCCGUGGCCACAGUACAAGUGGCACAUCAAGGACGCACGCAAUUCAUCAAGCAGGUGGCCGGCAAGCAGACUAUUGCACGUCAAGUGGGCGACGAUAUGGUGCUGGUCAAGCGACAGGUGAUCGGCGCGCAUCAGAAGGCGCAAGUGCUGCAGCAGGGCCAAAUAUUCAAUACGACGGCCACCACUGCGCAAGGCACCACCGUACAACUGCAACAGCAACAAACACAAGGCGGUGGCGGCAGCGCGCAACAACAACUGCAAGCGCAACAACAGCAGCAGCAACAACAGGUGCAACAAGUAACGGCUCAGCAAAUAGCAACGCUGGUGAAGACCUCAUCCGGCGCCGGUAUAGUACAGCAAGGUGGCGGCGGUGUUACCGUCUCYACCGGUGGUGGCCAACAGCAAGGCACCACCGUAAAUAUGGCGUUGUCGCACCUCAAACCCGGCGGUCAGAUAAAGGUCACCACAUCCAUGGCGAAUCAGGCGCAAAUGCGUCAGUUGCACAUGCAACCGUUGAAUAUGCCACGCAAAAUCAAUCGCAUGACACAGAUCGCCACGGGCGCACAGGGUGGUCAGCAGGUGACCACUUCAGUGGGGCAGUCGUCAGCCGGCGCCACUGUGGUGCAACAGCCGAAGGGCGCUGGUGGCGUACAGACGCAAUUGGUGCACAUACAGAAUACGAAAUCGCUGCCCAGUUCGGUCACAGUGCAGCAAAUACAGCAUGUGAUGCGUCAAGGACAGCAGGGUUCGCUGGCCGCCACGGGUCUGGUGCUGAGCAAGACCAGUGUGGGACGUGUAAUACCUGUGUCGGUGGCAUCGCAGUCGAAUCAGCGCCAAACCAUUCAGGUGAGAAGAAAUGUGGUUUCCGCCGCUUCCGCGCAAGCAGCACUCGCCGCCGGCAAUCUGCGCGCCCACGUCACYAGCGGCCAAAACAUUGCCGGCACCAUAAAGGUGGGCACCGCYGGUGGCARUCAAUCGCAAACACAACAGACAAUACAUUUGAUACAACAACAAGUGGCUGCACAGCAAGGCCAGCGACAAAAUGCCAGUCCGGUGCGUCUGCAAACGGCCGGUGGCAAUUUGGUGGCAGUCGUACAACAACAAAGCAUACAACAGCAACAACAACAAGGUAUGAACACAUCCAGCAUAGCGAACUCAUCGGGUGCGGGACAAGGUGAAGUGAUGACCAUCACACAAACGAUAGCCACCUCUAGCGGUGGUGGCGGCGGCGGCUCUGGUGGUGGUCAACAGCAGCAACAACAACAACAAACCGUGCAGCAAUCGACCGCACAACAGGUGCGCACGCUGGUGAAGAAGAAGAUCAUGCAAAUACGCARCGAAAAGGAGUAAAAGUGCACCUCCGUCGUGGUUGCUUACUUUACAAAAACAAAAAUAAUAAUAAGCAAAAAACAAUGAUAGGCAAAAACAAAAUCAAAAAUGUGUGGAAAAUAGUGUCGAUUGUGAGAGUGCUUUACAAUUGCCCCGAAGAGUCCAAGAGUAU